AUGACAUUUGGGAUAUUCCCCAAGGAUGGCCUCUGUAUGUCCCUCUCCGGAGUCACCGUGGCACUCUGUACCCUCACCCUGCUCCUAGUGGCUCUCAGGAGCCACAUGCGAGAGGGCACGGGACGCCACAAAGGCAACCUGCCCCCGGGGCCGACCCCUUGGCCCCUGGUGGGUAACCUGUUCCAGAUGGGCGACCAGAUCCACCUGUCACUGACGCGUCUCCGGCUGCAGUAUGGAGACGUCUUCCAGAUGCGUAUGGGAUCCCUUGUGGUGGUGGUGCUGAGCGGCUACGCCACCAUUAGGCAGGCGCUGGUUCGGCAGGGCGAGGCUUUCGCCGGACGCCCUGACCUCUUCACCUUCUCUGCCGUGGCCAAUGGCACAAGCAUGACCUUCAGUGAGAAGUAUGGCCCCGCCUGGGUGCUCCACAAGAAGCUGUGCAAGAAAGCCCUGCGCUCCUUCUCGCAGGCAGAGCCGCGGGGUUCCGACACCACCUGUCUGCUAGAGGAGCAUGUGUGCACCGAGGCAGCUGGGAUGGUGGAGGCCAUUUGGGAGAGCUCAAAGGGGAGCGAGGGGCUAGGUCUGGACCCUGUGGUCCCGCUGGUUUCGUCGGUGGCCAAUGUGGUGUGUGCUCUGUGUUUCGGAAAGAGGUAUGACUACAAUGACAAGGAGUUCCUCACUAUUGUGCACAUCAACAAUGAGGUGUUGCGGAUCUUCGCUGCAGGCAACAUGGCCGACUUCUUCCCUGUGUUCCGCUACCUGCCAAGCCCGUCCCUGCAGAAGAUGGUCCAGCACAUCAGGAGAAUGAACAGCUUCAUGGAACACAACAUCGAGGAGCACCUGGAGACCUUUGACAAGGUUUGAGCCACACCUGGGUCAUGCAAAUUAGAGCAUGCCAAAGAAAAAGUUUUAUAACGUUUUUCAAUGGAAAACAAAAAUUUGUCAAUUUAGUCCCUCGCUGUUUCAGUCGGUUUUCUUCUGUUUGGUACUUAAUGAACAGACCCUGAAAGCAGACAGUAUGAUGAUAUUGCAAUGUUGAUGUUUGUUAAGAUAUCCAACGGAUAUUCAACUGUUCUACUGUUACAGCUUGAUGCAGGGGUAGGAUAUGUUGAUAGAUGUGCUAUUAAAACUAUGGCCUAGAGGCGUAUAAUCUAUACUGUGUAUACACUGAAACAGAAAGUUGACGGUAAUAGUUUUUGCAGACAUCAACUUGGAGAGAAACCUCUACUUUCAUGUGACAUUUAGGCUGAAUAUGGUAGAUAAGCAAACUGUUAGAUUAGAUAUGAUCUGUGCAAUCAGAUUCUGGUUCAGAGGCAAAGAAAACCAUCCAGCCAUAGAGGGAUUUGUUUCAGUGCUGGAGGGAUAGACAGAUAGAAUGAGAAGGAAUAACGCAGGGGAAAAAGAAAGGAUGAGAUAGGAUAGAGGGAGGGAGAGAUAGUGUGAGCAGAGGUAGAUUGGGUAAAAACGAAGGUUCCUUUUUGGAAAGCAUGUUUUUGCUUGUGAUUUUAGGUUGCAUAUGACAGGUUGUAUAUGACAGUAGGGAAUACAUUGAACAGGAAAUAUUGAAAUAGUUGAGCUACAAUAUAAGAGACCUAUACUCUAGGUAGGAGGACAGGCCCGACCAGGCUUAUAUAUAUCGUGUGAGGCUAAAGUGAACCUUUGUUGUUGCGCAGGGGCUAAAACGCUCGCACGCACUCUUUAAUGAGGAAUUAUCAAUCUGGUGGAAGAAACGUGCUCACAUGUUUUCUAGAAGAUGCUACCAUUUCCUGUCAGUCUCACUCUCACAAUUUGAUGGUACAUUUGAUUGGCGGGUCGUGUAUUAGGUUUUUGUGAAUUUGAAAGGAUUACAUUUAAUUAGAAAUCAGUAUAUGGAAUAUGACACAGAUAUAACCUGGAGUGGCUAGGUUAGGACUCCCCCUGCACAUGUAUGGGCUUACUUAGAGAGACAUAACAUACAAGCCUUAUUAUUAGACAUUAUAAAGGCUCAUACAUCCUUAUAAUAAGUUAUAAAUAUUGUUUUCACUAUAUAUUUUACCUCUUGGGGAUGUUAUUCGAAAACAUAAUGUUAACUUUCACUGCUAUGCGGAUGACACACAGCUGUACAUUUCAAUGAAACAUGGUGAAGCCCCAAAAUUGCCCUUGCUAGAAGCCUGUGUUUCAGACAUAAGGAAGUGGAUGGCUGAAAACUUUUUACUUUUAAACUCGGACAAAACAGAGAUGCUUUUUCUAGGUCCCAAGAAACAAAGAGAUCUUCUGUUAAAUCUGACAAUUCAUCUUGAUGGUUGUAAAGUCGUCUCAAAUAAAACUGUGAAGGACCUCGGCGUUACUCUUGACCCUGAUCUCUCUUUUGACGAACAUAUCAAGACUGUUUCAAGGACAGCUUUUUUCCAUCUACGUAACAUUGCAAAAAUCAGAAAUUUUCUGUCCAAAAAUGAUGCAGAAAAAUUAAUCCAUGCAUUUGUUACUUCUAGGUUAGACUACUGCAAUGCUCUAUUUUCCGGCUACCCGGAUAAAGCACUAAAUAAACUUCAGUUAGUGCUAAAUACGGCUGCUAGAAUCCUGACUAGAACCAAGAAAUUUGAUCAUAUUACUCCAGUGCUAGCUUCCCUACACUGGCUUCCUGUUAAGGCAAGGGCUGAUUUCAAGGUUUUACUGUUAACCUAUAAAGCGUUACAUGGGCUUGCUCCUACCUAUCUUUCCGAGUUGGUCCUGCCGUACAUACCAAUACGUACGCUACGGUCACAAGACGCAGGCCUCCUAAUUGUCCCUAGAAUUUCUAAGCAAACAGCGGGAGGCAGGGCUUUCUCCUAUAGAUCUCAAUUUUUAUGGAACAGUCUGCCUACCCAUGUGAGAGACGCAGACUCGGUCUCAACCUUUAAGUCUUUACUGAAGACUUAUCUCUUCAGUAGGUCAUAUGAUUGAGUGUAGUCUGGCCCAGGAGUGUGAAGGUGAACGGAAAGGCUCUGGAGCAACGAACAGCCCUUGCUGUCUCUGCCAGGCCGGUUCCCCUCUCCACUGGGGUUCUCUGCCUCUAACCCUGUUGCAGGGGCUGAGUCACUGGCUUGCUGGUGCUCUUUCAUGCCGUCCCUGGGAGGGGUGCGUCACUUGAGUGGGUUGAGUUACUGACGUGAUCUUCCUGUCUGGGUUGGUGCCCCCCCUUGGUUUGUGCUGUGGUGGAGACCUCUGUGGGCUAUACUCGGCCUUGUCUCAGGAUUGUAAGUUGGUGGUUGAGGAUAUCCCUCUAGUGGUGCGGGGGCUGUGCUUUGGCAGAGUGGGUGGGGUUAUAUCCUUCCUGUUUGGCCCUGUCCGGGGGUUUCUUCGGAUGGGGCCACAGUGUCUCCGGACCGCUCCUGUCUCAGCCUCCAGUAUUUAUGCUGCAGUAGUUUAUGUGUCGGGGGGCUGGGGUUAGUUGGUUAUACCUGGAGUACUUCUCCUGUCUUAUCCAGUGUCCUGUGUGAAUUUAAGUAUGCUCUCUCUAAUUCUCUCGUUCUCUCUUUCUCUCUGAGAACCUGAGCCCUAGGACCAUACGUCAGGACUACCGGGCAUGAUGACACCUUGCUGUCCCCAGUCCGCCUGGCCUUGCUGCUAUUCCAGUUUCAACUGUUCUGCCUGCGGUUACGAAACCCCUACCUGUCCCAGACCUGCUGUUUUCAACUCUUAAUGAUCGGCUAUGAAAAGCCAACUGAGAGACCUGAGCCCUAGGACCAUACGUCGGGACUACCGGCCGUGGUGACUCCUUGCUGUCCCCAGUCCGCCUGGCCUUGCUGCUAUUCCAGUUUCAACUGUUCUGCCUGCGGUUAUGGAACCCCUACCUGUCCCAGACCUGCUGUUUUCAACUCUUAAUGAUCGGCUAUGAAAAGCCAACUGAGAUUUAUUCCUGAUUAUUAUUUGACCAUGCUUGUCACUUAUGAACAUUUUUGAACAUCUUGGCAUGGUUCUGUUAUAAUCUUCACCCGGCACAGCCAGAAGAGGACUGGCCACCCCUCAUAGCCUGGUUCCUCUCUAGGUUUCUUCCUAGGUUUUCGCCUUUCUAGGGAGUUUUUCCUAGCCACCGUGCUUCUACACCUGCAUUACUAGCUGUUUGGGGUUUUAGGCUGGGUUUCUGUACAGCACUUCGAGAUAUUAGCUGAUGUAAGAAGGGCUAUAUAAAAUAAAAUUGAUUGAUUGAUUGAUUGAUUAUAAAGCAUUACAGCAUUAAACUGUCAUGGUCAAAACAUAUUAAUGCAACAGUAGCUAAGAUGGGGAGAAGUCUGUCCAUAAUAAAGCGCUGCUCUGCCUUCUUAACAACACUAUCAACAAGGCAGGUCCUACAGGCCCUAGUUUUGUCGCACCUGGAGUACUCUCCAGUCGAGUUGCAAAGAAAAAGCCAUAUCUCAGACUGCCUUUCUUAAUAUUUUAUUUUUAUUGGCCAGUCUGGUCAGCAUCCCGUAGUCGCCUCUUCACUGUUGAUGUUGAGACUGGUGUUUUGCGGGUACUAUUUAAUGAAGCUGCCAGUUGAGGACCUGUGAGGCGUCUGUUUCUCAAACUAGACACUCUAAUGUAUUUGUCCUCUUGCUCAGUUGUGCACCAGGGCCUCCCACUCCUCUUUCUAUUCUGGUUAGAGCCAGUUUACGCUGUUCUGUGAAGGGAGUAGUACACAGCAUUGUACGAGAUCUUCAGUUUCUUGGCAAUUUCACGCGUGGAAUAGCCUUCAUUUCUCAGAACAAGAAUAGACUGACCAGUUUCAGAAGAAGAUUCUUCGUUUCUGGCCAUUUUGAGCCUGUAAUCGAACCCACAAUUGCUGAUGCUGUGCUAACAUAAUUGCAAAAGGGUUUUCUAAUGAUCAAUUAGCCUUUUAAAAUGAUAAACUUGGAUUAGCAAACACAAUGUGCCAUUGGAACACAGGACUGAUGGUUGCUGAUAAUGGGCCUCUGCACGCCUAUGUAGAUAUUCCAUAAAAAAUCAGCCGUUUCCAGGUACAAUAGCCAUUUACAACAUUAACAAUGUCUACACUGUAUUUCUGACCAAUUUGAUGUUAUUUUAAUGGACAAAAAAUUUGCAUGUCAAUCUCUCAUGGCUCAAAGUGGAGGAGAGAUUGACUUCAUCACUACUUGUUUUUGUAAGAAGUGUUGACAAGCUGAAUGCACCGAGCUGUCUGUUGGCAGCAGCUAAUGUGGAUCCCUAAUAAAUACAAAUACAAAUACAGCUGCCGGUAUUAAGUAGAGUGUAAAGUAAAGUGUUAAGUAAAGCUGUGAUGAUGUGUAUGUUUCCAGGACUGUAUACGUGACAUCACAGAUGCUCUGAUUGCGCUCUGUGAGGAGCGGCAGGAGGAUGACGACACGGCAGUGCUGUCCAACUCCCAGAUCAUACACACUGUCAUCGACAUCUUUGGAGCAGGUGAGAGAGAUGGAACAGAGAAGUUAGGCAAUACCUGAUUUGAAGCUCUGCUUAUAAAUAGCAUAUAAACACUAGGCUAUUACACAGUACGUUAAUUAUUUACAAGAAGUUUAUAAACAGACCUUGGUGCUAUGGCGAUUUCAGGGCUGUGGCUGUAGUAUGUUUGCUGAGACUAGAUUUCCUUCUGGAGGAUCACCAUUCCCAGCAAUGAUGGGUUGAACAACACGUUUGAACAGACCAACUCUAGAGCAACGACGAUUGUAACUGACGUUACAUAUUUAUUUAUUUUACAUUACAGGAUUCGAUACCAUCAUAGCUGGUUUACAGUGGAGCCUCUUAUACCUCAUCAAGUUUCCUGACAGCCAGGUCAAAAUACACCAGGAGAUUGGUACUGUACAUCCUCUGUAUAUGAAUUAUUCCUCCUGUAUGACUGAACAGUACUUUUCCUAUAGAAAACUGUAAUACUGUACAGUAUGCCCUUAUAGCACUAAAUGGACUUCUUGUCUCCUUAUACCUCGUCUCGUUGUACGCCUGCUUGUGUUUCUGCUUUACCUGCUAAGAAUAAUCACUUUGUUUUAUAAAAAUAUGUGGGAGUUCAGCUGUUUUAUGAAUGAAAGUAUUUCCUGUGUUGUCAAACAGCACAUCCUAAUGAGCAGUCUCCUACAGUACCAGCCAGUUUGACAGUUUGAUGGGCCGUCUGUGUAGUUUCACACAAUGAUCUAAUCUUUGAGAGACGGGUCGUUGUCGUCACCCCCCUCCCCCGUCCCCGUCCCCGUACCCAUCCUCAAUGGCUAGAGACCAUUGCUCGCCAUGGUAACACGCAAAAGGUCACUAAUUCGCCAACGCCUGAGCUAUUUUUGAAGUGGGCUGAAAAAACUGGUGCAGUCUGUUCAGUAGGCACAAUUCAUUCACAGAGAGAGCGAGAGAAGAGAGAGAGAGAGAUUUUGGAUACUUGGACAGUCUACUCUGACAGGAACAAAGGGGAUCACACGCAGGGGUAUUGCACCGUACGAGAAUCACGCCACACAAAUCAUCCCCUUAUUUGAGAAUGGAAAUUUAAGAAUAGAUGGCAAUAAGCCAACCGUCUUUCUUUCUUCUUUGGUCUUACUUUUUCUGAUCGCCUCUGUAAUGUCUCUGCUCCUUUUCUCUGUAUUUUCACUUUUAGGUACAUUAUUUAGUUGUCACUGUCUUCACCCGAGGUAUUUUGUAUGUGACUGUAUGUUUUUGCCUUUGUCUGGUUCAGACGACCACAUUGGCCCAGCCAGACUACCUCGGUUUGAGGACAAGCCCAAAAUGCGUUUUACUGAGGCCUUCUUAUACGAGGUGUUUCGUCACGCAUCCUAUGUCCCCUUCACCAUACCACACUGGUGAGGCUCUGAUAACAGUCACAGUAACAAUUUGUAAUGUUUAUUUCUGCAUGGUGCCUGUCUGCUAGUAUGUUCAGGUCAAAGCGUUAUCUCUGGGAAUGUUGAUAUUUACAUAGUCUCUUUUUUCCAUGCUUUUCUUCCCUUAAGCACCACACAAAACAUCACACUUAAUGGAUACUUCAUUCCAAAGGACACCUGUGUCUUCAUCAAUCAGUAUCAGGUUAAUCAUGACAUGUGAGUGUUAUCUGGAUGUGUUUUAAAGCACACAUCUUAAUUUAUGUUAGUCCUUUGAGGAGGUGCAGUGUUGGGGAAGUUACUCUGAAAAUAUAGCUGGCCAAGUUACCAAUUACUUCACAAUGGAAGAAGUUAAGCUAAACUAAAGCUACCGCUAAGAAAUAUAUAGUUUACUUAACUAAAGUUACUUUAAAAAAGUAGUUCACUACAUUCAAACUACUUAGUGAAAGAUUAUCAUAUCUAAAUCUGAAAUGUCAUAGAAUACAAAUUGCUAGAACAAAUCACUCUGGAGUCAGAUUUGAUUUGAUUUGAGAUGUUAACAGAAUGUAUAAUUUAGCCUACUAAACACAAAAACAAUAUUUCAAGUGAGAAUUUGACAGGUCUGAUGCUGAAAAAGAAAGGAAAUUAUUGCCUACUUCACCCAUAUUUUCCUUUCUGUUUACAAAAUAAGUAGUGUGUAGUUCUAGUAGUUAGCUACACUGCUACAUGGCAAACAAGUUAUUAACUGCUGAAAACACUACCAAGAUUAGAAUUUAGUUCAACUACCACCAAGCUACUGCAAAAUGUAGUUUAAUUACUAGUUGAACUACACGUAGUUCCCUACUCCCCAACACUGAGGAGGUGACAUGACCAUUUGGACAUGUCAGCUCUCUCCCAAUCUGUUUGAAUGUGUUUGAGUCUUGGUCAUGUUCACUAGGCACCAACCAGAAGUGAGGGACUGACCAUCUGGACUCUGCUCAUUUUCGUUUCCAAGUUACGAAACGUUUUCCUUUGUGUGCUCUAAUGAACACAACCCUGUUGUGGUCGUCAAUGGUUAGCUGUCAUUUUCCUCAUUUGUAGAGAUCUGUGGGAUGACCCAGACGUGUUCCGCCCCGAGCGCUUCCUGGGUAAAGAGGGACUGCUCAACAAAGACCUGACAGAGAAGGUCAUGAUCUUCGGGAUGGGGAAAAGGCGUUGUCUGGGUGAUGGGUUCGCCCGGUUGGAGAUGUUUGUUUUCCUGACCACACUGCUCCACCGGCUGCGUAUCGAGAACGUUCUGGGACAGGAGCUGGAUCUCAGUUCCGACUUUGGGCUCACCAUGAAGCCCCGCCCCUACAGGAUCAGUGUCUCGUCACGCCUCUAG
Messenger RNA from Coregonus sp. 'balchen', 8097 nucleotides. The record is from the annotation of a GenBank genome assembly. Lineage: Eukaryota; Metazoa; Chordata; Actinopteri; Salmoniformes; Salmonidae.